CCUGAGUGGGAAUUGAACCUAAGACCCUUUGGUUCACAGGGUGGCACUCCAUCCCCUGAGCCACACCAGCCAGCCUGAAAAGAUGGGAUUUUAGCUGAGGGCAAAGAGGAGGCAUUGCAAUGAUGUAGACUACAGAAAGUCAUGGGAAAGACUGUAAACACAUCCCUGGACACCGUGGUGACACAGUUCAUCCUCUUGGGCUUACCUCACCCCCCAAAUCUGAGGACCUUCCUCUUCCUGGUCUUCUUCAUCAUUUACAUCCUGACUCAGCUGGGGAACCUGCUCAUUCUGCUCACUGUGUGGGCUGACCCAAUGCUGCAUGCUCGCCCCAUGUACAUUCUCCUGAGUGUGCUCUCAUUCCUGGACAUGUGGCUCUCCUCAGUCAUUGUUCCUCGUGUAAUACUGGAUUUUACUCCUGCCAACAAAGCAAUCCCAUUUGGUGGCUGUGUGGCUCAGCUGUAUUUCUUUCACUUUCUGGGCAGCACCCAGUGCUUCCUCUACACUUUGAUGGCCUAUGACAGGUACUUGGCAAUAUGCCGGCCCCUGCACUACCCCAUGCUCAUGAAUGGUAAGUUAUGCACCAUCCUUGUGUCUGGAGCUUGGGUGGCUGGCUCCAUCCAUGGAUCUAUCCAAGCCAUUCUGACUUUCCGCCUGCCCUAUUGUGGGCCCAAUGAGGUGGAUUACUUUUUUUGUGACAUUCCUGCAGUAUUGAGGCUGGCCUGUGCUGACACAACUAUCAAUGAGCUUGUGACCUUUGUGGACAUUGGGGCAGUGGCUGCCAGUUGCUUCAUGUUAAUUCUACUCUCCUAUGCCAACAUAGUCCAUGCCAUCCUGAAGAUACGCACUUCAGAUGGGCGGCGGCGGGCCUUCUCCACCUGCGGCUCCCAUGUAACUGUGGUCACAGUCUACUAUGUCCCCUGUAUUUUCAUCUAUCUCAGGGCAGGCUCCAAGAGUCCCUUGGAUGGGGCAGUGGCUGUAUUUUACACUGUUGUCACUCCAUUACUGAACCCACUCAUCUAUACACUGAGGAACCAGGAAGUGAAGUCUGCUCUGAAGAGAAUAACAGCAGGUCGAGGGGCUGCAAGUGAAAAUAAGUAACUGCUGGCUGAGGAACUACCUACAUCUCCAUUGCUAUGCUCUUCUCAGCUACUGAUGCAUGUGUCAAACAUUCAACAAGUAGAUGUUACUUUAAGCUUAAUUGAGUGUAAUUUUACUACGAAGAAGCUUCUUGCCCUGGCUGGUGUGUCUCAGUGCAUUGAAUGCUGGCCUGCGAACCAAGGGGUUGCCAGUUUGAUUCCCAGUCAGGGCACAUGCUUGGGUUAAGGACCAGGUCCCUAGUAGGCCAUGCACGAGAGGCAAGCAUUCAUUGAUGUUUCUCUCCCUCUCUUUCUCCUUCCCUUUUCCUCUCUCUAAAAAUAAA
Molecule: messenger RNA, 1420 nt
Organism: Phyllostomus discolor (pale spear-nosed bat)
Lineage: Eukaryota; Metazoa; Chordata; Mammalia; Chiroptera; Phyllostomidae
Product: olfactory receptor 10G2-like
Exons: 2
Coding region: 142-1098 (318 amino acids)
Biological process (GO): G protein-coupled receptor signaling pathway
Cellular component (GO): membrane
Molecular function (GO): olfactory receptor activity; G protein-coupled receptor activity
Source: RefSeq, a predicted model, not a curated record